AUGGGAAAUAAAGCAAAGCGAUGGUAAGGCGAUAGUAACGAAGUGCAGUGCCAAAUGCCGACGCGUGAUGCGGGAUCGUUUCUGAACUCCGUUCUUAAAUUUUUAUCAUUAAUUUGAUAAUUAAUGAAGAUAGACUGUAAUAGAGAGUCAAUAAGAGGUUGAGGUUCAUGGGUAACAGACAUGGCCGUUCUGGGAUCGACAGCUACAACAGCAAAUUUCGGGAAAACGGCCCCAGCAACGGCUCUUUUAAUUAUGGUGACUUGCCUACAGCUCAGCCUCCACCUCCGCCUCACAGCCAGAGUUCAACGUUAACUUCAAUGGCUUCUCUUCCCUACGCCGUCGUCGAUUGCAGCUUGAGGGCAUUGGCCGGGCGGGCGGAGGGUUUCGGCCGUUUCUCCGUCGGUGGCCUUGAUGGACCACUCUAUCACGUCACCACUUUAGCAGAUGAUGGUCCUGGAUCACUUCGUGAUGGAUGUCGUCGAAAAGGACCACUUUGGAUUGUUUUUGAAGUUUCAGGCACCAUUGAGCUCUCAUCUUACUUGAGUGUAUCUUCAUACAAGACAAUUGAUGGCCGGGGCCAAAGGAUAAAACUCACUGGCAAAGGCUUAAGGCUGAAGGAAUGUGAACAUAUAAUUAUAUGCAAUCUGGAGUUUGAAGGUGGUAGGGGACAUGAUGUUGAUGGCAUUCAAAUAAAACCUAAGUCGAGGCACAUAUGGAUAGAUCGUUGCAGCUUGCAGGAUUAUGACGAUGGACUGAUUGAUAUCACUCGUGAAAGUACAGAUAUAACUGUUUCAAGAUGUCAUUUUUCGCGGCAUGACAAGACUAUGCUCAUUGGUGCAGACCCCAGUCACACUGGAGACAGAUGCAUACGAGUUACCAUUCACCAUUGCUUUUUUGAUGGGACCCGACAGCGUCAUCCUCGUGUUAGAUUUGGCAAGGUUCAUCUUUACAACAAUUACACCAGAGGUUGGGGCAUAUAUGCUGUUUGUGCCAGUGUAGAAUCACAGAUAUACUCCCAGUGCAACAUAUAUGAAGCAGGGCAGAAGAAGAAGGCUUUUGAAUACUAUACGGAGAAGGUAUCAUGUUUAUCUCUUAGCCUUUCUAGUAUAAACAUUAGUGUAAUUAGCAUGCUUGCUUGGCAAGUUUUGUGGUUUUGAUUGAACAAAAUUUAGAGUGGAAAAUUUUCUCCUUGUGCAAAUAAUAUGGCUUUCAGCAUAACACUAGGAGAAAAUGAAACAAGAAAUAUAAGGUGAAAAGAAGGUGGCUUACAAUGCAAUACUAAUAUACAUUCCAAAUUAGGAUUAUUUCACCCUAAACAAUAAGCCCACAUACUAAAAUAGGUUGAUGAUUUAUUUAUACUCAAUUGGAUAUUUAUUAUGGGAAUGCAUUCUAUCUGGAAGUGCGUCCCUUUGCGCAGACACAGGGGGUGCAAAAUGACCACCACACUCCUCCUGGUUGAUGCCUACACGCACUCUCAUUGCGCCACACUCCUGGAUAGAAACCAUUUUCCCAUUUAUGUGUUGUUCAGGAGGGAUGACAAGUUGACAACAAUGAAAACAACAACUUAGCCUUUUCCCAACUAAAUGGGGUCGGCUACAUGGAUAUGCAUUAAAGGAAAUAUAAAGGAAAAAAAAGAAAGGAAAAA
Molecule: messenger RNA, 1645 nt
Organism: Macadamia integrifolia
Lineage: Eukaryota; Viridiplantae; Streptophyta; Magnoliopsida; Proteales; Proteaceae
Product: probable pectate lyase 4
Exons: 4
Coding region: 168-1157 (329 amino acids)
Molecular function (GO): pectate lyase activity
Source: RefSeq, a predicted model, not a curated record